GUCCUAGAACGGGCGCGGAACAAGGGAGGGGCGGAGUGAGCUGGCGCGAUUGAUUGUUGCGCCCUUUGCUCCGCCGCUGAGCGUUCCGAGCGAGGCGCUGCGCCCCCUGAGCGGCCGUGCGAGGCACCAAGGCGCCGUCCCGCCCGGGCCUGGGCUCUGCUACUUGCCACCUGCCCAGAGGACCCCCCCUCCCGCUCCUCCUCCGGACCCGGCCAUGCUGCCCAACACAGGGUAAGCUGCGAGGGGCUCCCGCUCUCCUCCCGCCACGCGCUGUCGCGAGUAGGUCGCCCCCAGUUAGGGUCGCCCCCCCAGCCUGUCCUGUAUAAUGCAGGUUUUGCCCCGUAUUUCAAUGCAAAAUGCUGCGUCCUGUAUUGAUAGCAGCUUUGUCCUUUAUUGCAGGUCUUUUCUCUCUCUCUCUUUCUCUCUUUGCAAAGUUAGGGAUCUUCUCCAAAUGCAUGUGUGUGAAAGGUCAUGCAUUGAACAGGUGCGCAAAUUCAUGUAUGUGUUUGACAAAUUCUAGUGCGGGCCAUCCUGUUAGGCUGCAAUUGAUUGUCAUGAAUCAUAGAACUGUUUGGAAAGGGAGCACAAGGGUCAUUUAGCAACGCAGGAAUCUGUUGCCCAAUGUGGAGCUCAAACCCAUAACCCUGAGAUUAAGAGUCUAGUGCUGUACCGACUGAGCUUUCCCAGAAAUGGGAAUAAUAAUAAAUACCGUCCACCAACUUCCCCUGCCCUGCCCAGUAUUUUGCUAGGUCAAAGGUGGCAACCCCGAAUCGGCACUUCCACAGCUGGGCUGGUCAGGUCGGAGAUGGGGCAAAACAGGUGCUCCUGGACCUGCAGGUCAAGCCGUUGUUGAAAGACAUGGUUGAAGGGGGGCAGAGGCUCGAAACUUGACAACUGCUAAACCAGCGGCAGCUUACCCUGGCUCCUCUUGGGGAGGAAAGAGAAAGAGGACACAGAGCCAAGUAGGUGACCUCUGUCUGUAAUGUGUGCCUAACCUUCGUCAGCAGCAUGCCAUCCUCUUUGCUUCCAUACUGCAAACAGCAAUGCAAACCUUUCAUAGUUGCGCAGGUAGCCAAAUGUUAGUAAGAUGACAUAAAGUAGUACUAUUUGCAGUGGUGGAUUUUCCAGAAGUGUGGAGAGGUUUGAAGUGGUUUCUCCAAACUGGAAAGCAAGUCAGCCAUUCAGGUUCGGUUAAAUCUAAAGGAGUGCAUGGGGCAAUAAAUAAACAAAUCACUUGUUCACAUAUAUACUGAUGCAGUCAGAACCUGAAUCGGAAAAGAGGUUUUUGGUGGGCAGCGUAACCAAACAGUCGACACCACUGGUGGAAAGGUGUGUUCUUGUACCGGGGUGAUUAAGAAAGAGGCCAUUGCUAAAACAGCAAGUGUUGUCAUGCAUUUAUAUAAAUCUACGAUAUAAUUGUAUUUAGAACAUUGUGCAUAGUUUGUGUUGCACCAUCUCAUUUAAGUAACAUGCCACAUGCAACAAUGUAAAGUGUCACUGUUUAGGUGUAUUGUUGCAGAAAAAUUGUCCCAAGCAGUUUUUAUGAGAAACUACCAUCAUACCUCGUGUUACGUUUGCUUCAUGUUGCGGCUUUUCAGGUUACAAAUGUGGUGAACGUGUUUACUUCUGGGUUCACCAUACGUGCAGAAGCGAUCGUGCUUUGCGCAUGCGCAGAAGCGCUCUAUCGCGCUUUGUGCACGCCCAGUAACAGCACUCUACUUACAGACUUUUUGGGGUGCGAAUGGCACCCCGAAACGGAUCACAUUUGUAAGUAGAGGUACCACUGUACUUGAUUUCCCCUUCUUGAAGAGUUUGUUUGAAACUCAUUGAGAAACAUGCACUACUUCUUCUUUUUCUUAUUCUUCUGUGAUUAAGGAGUUGAUUUUUCUCUCUUAUCUAUGUGAGCUUCCUUAUGAAGUAUAACAAGUCCAGUGUAGCACUCAUUUUACUUAAGAGCUCUAAGCACAUGACACAUAGCUAUUUCAGAUCUCACAGUAGUUAUCCUACAGAUGAGUUAUGCAGUGCAUAAGAAAAAGAUUUGCAGAAUUUAAUCUUUGCAGUCUGUUUGCCCACUGCUAUGUGUAAAUGUGUGUGGUACAAGUGAAAAAUUCAACAAUGCAGCGGUAGCAUUCCCCAUUCUGGUCCCCCCCCCCAUUCUGAUGGGCUUCAAAUCCCAUCUUGUCUGCUCAGCAUGGCCCAGUGGCCAGGGAUAAUGAGUAUUGUAGUCCAACAAUAUCUGGAGGGCACCAUCUUGGCUACCCCUGCCAUAAGGAGUCUUUCCCUCACUUGGACUAUAAAGAUUUCAGCUUGCAAAAAUUGUGAGAAGAUGGAGCAGUUGGGAAGUAUGUGGCCUUAUUGACUGAAAGAGCUCACUGCAUAGGAUUUAUUUUUCAAAGAAGAGCGGCAGUUAUCAGUUCAAGUGAUCUGCACUCAUAAAGAUUACGAGUGAAUUUUGUGCAGAACACAGGUUGAAUCCUGUUGUGGCUUGCUUUGUCCACGUUGCAAAUUGUUACAAGUAGCCCUACUGUUGCAGCUUGUAGUCAUCUGUAUGGUUGCAGAAUCCAGACUGAGCUGCCAGUAGAAUUUCAACAGGCAAAUUAAAUCUUUUAAUUGCCUGCUCCCAUUGCUGGGCUUCUGGAUUGCUACAUACCAAUAACAGAGGGGAAAAAAUUACUUCAGUUUUGAGACAUGCAGUAAGGAUGAGACUAAUUUUCUUAGACCAUUUGCCAAUUUUUAAAAAUGGAAGUGUGGUUCUGCUCUGUCAAGUGAAUACGUAAGAACUAAAAUUACUUACUUGGAAGGUCAAUUGCCUCCCUCUCUCAUGUUGUGUUACAUUUAUUCUCCCGUAAUAAAAGGGUGGGAGGUCCUGUGGUGUUUUAACUUCCCACCCCAUUUUGUGUGUGUGUGUGUGUUAAUGGGAGGGUUUCACUGAAAGGGCACUGGAAUCAAUUAGACCCCAGUUCAGACAAAUGGGGAAAUGAAUUACUGUGCAUCCAAGGUAAUGGAAAUUAAAUAACUCCAACAUGGUAAGAACUCUAAUUGAAUAACCCCAUUGCCUCUAUAUAUUGGCAAAGCUGCUGCUCUAAAGAGGUGUUAAACAGUUUGUAUUGUGUCUGGGAGGCAUUGGAUGGAAUGAACAAAUGCCGUCACACUAUGAGUCAAAGUAGAGGCACCAGAAAAAAAAUAUUAAGAUUGCACAGAAGGGGCAAAAUACACUUUUGCAGUGUGAGCUUUGCCACACGUUAGAUUUCUGAGACAGCGAUAAUGUUUCAUGUUAAUGCUCUCAUCCCAAGUAUAUGUUCUCUGAAAUAAAUCCAGCUGAUUUUGAUGGCGUUCGCUUUCAAGUGAUCAUGCUUAGGGUUUCAGCUUUCUUUUAAUCUUUCAUUCAUGAUUCGGUUGUUAUUUCCAGGAGCUGAAAGAAGUAUGUGUUUUCUGAUUUGUGAAUAAUAAUAAUAAUAGAAAGUUUGCUUCAUUUCACAUGUGGGUCAGGCAACCAUAGGCAAUCUACUUGUCUGAAGGCGACAAUGGCGCCAGCUGCAUAGCUAGCCGCUCGGGUGCCUGGUGUGGGGGGGUGUCCUGCAGCCGGGGGGCGGGGCGAUCCGCUCCCAUCGGGGUGGGGCUAGCCUCUGCGACGCUUGGAGCCUCUCCAACGCCUCCCGCUCAGCUGUAGGGCUGCUGAGGGAGAGGCAGUAGGCAGACGCAAGUCCCACACUGCUGUUUCAGGUAGCAUGGAACCUGCAGGCCUAAGGCACCAUGUCACUCCUAAAAAGUUCUGUGAGCCCACUUUAAAAAAACCUCAUUUUGUCACUCCCCCCUCAGUGAUGACACCCGGGACGGACCACAUCCCCGUACCCCCCUUCCUCCGCCACUGGGUAGAGCUCAUGCUUUGCUUGCAGAAGAUCCUAGUUUCAGUCCCUGGCAUCUUCAGGAAGGGGCAUGACUGACCUUGAUGAGCCAAUGGUCUAACUUGGUUUAAGGCAGCUUCAUCGCUUCGUGUGUGAGCCUUAGAUGCCAUAGUUGGGAUGAAGUUCAGUUGCCAGAAGAGGAGGUACCUGGUGGCAUUCCUGCACUUGGUGACAUUGAGAAAAGUACAGAGCAGGGGCAAGAUCAGAAUAGUAUUGGAAAUUGCAAGUGACUUGUGGGCUACAAUGUCAUCAUUUUCUUACCAUGUAGCAGUUAAAACAAAUUGUAUAAACUCAGUUAUGCAAGUUGAGUCAAUGUAUGCAAAAUAGAAUGCACUGGGGACUCAGCUACACUAGUCGAUUUAUAACGUUAUAACAAUGUGUCACCAGGUGGCUCUGUAGAGCUGAAAUCCAAAGUCAGUGAUAAUUUUCAUUGUGAGCUUUUAGAAUGUUUUCCCCCCCUGUAGCAUUUUUUUAUAGCUGUGUAGAUCCAGCCCGGGAUGCGGGUGGCGCUGUGGUCUAAGCCACAGAGCCUAGGGCUUGCCAAUCAGAAGGCCGGUGGUUCGAAUCCCCACGACGGGGUGAGCUCCCGUUGCUUGGUCCCUGCUCCUGCCAACCUAGCAGUUCGAAAGCACGUCAAAGUGCAAGUAGAUAAAUAGGUACCGCUCCGGCAGGAAAGUAAACAGCGUUUCUGUGCGCUGCUCUGGUUCGCCAGAAGCGGCUUAUUCAUGCUGACCACAUGACCUGGAAGCCGUACGCCGGUUCCCUUGGCCAGUAAAGCGAGAUGAGCGCCGCAACCCCAGAGUCGUCCACAACUGGACCUAACGGUCAGGGGUCCCUUUACCUUUACCUUUAUCUUUAGAUCCAGCCUUGGUAAAUUAUAAAGCUAUAAUAGUCAUGUUAUUUGUGGUUUCUAGUUAAUAGAAUUUAAGAGCAUGUUUUCCACUGAAUUUCAGGUCUUUGCCAAUUUCAGGUGAUUCUAAUCCUGCAUUUUCUUUUAUCUAUUCUCAGUAGUUAAAAGAUAACUGUUUGUCUUAUCACUUAUUUUUAGGAGGUUGGCAGGAUGCACUCUCUUUAUCACGGGUGCAAGCCGUGGGAUUGGAAAAGCGAUAGCCUUGAAGGCAGCCAAGGAUGGGGCAAAUAUUGUGAUAGCUGCCAAGACUGGAGUGCCGCAUCGCACACUUCCAGGAACUAUCUACACUGCUGCAGAAGAAAGUAAGCUUGCAAGAGAGAGGUGCAUAGAUUAUGAUCUGAGUGCCACCAUCUGCUGCAACCUUUGAGAGCUGCACCCAGUAACUAACCUUGCCAUGGAUAUUUCCGGUGCCAGUUCCCACCCAUGGCCCUGUUCAUACGAAGAGAGUAACAACAACAAUAACAACAACAAUUUAUUAUUUAUACCCCGCCCAUCUGGCUGGGUUUCCCCAGCCACUCUGGACUGCUUCCAACAAAAUAUUAAAAAAGAAGUAUUCUUGUAUUUAGUUUGUGUAUGCUAUUCUUUGACUUAAGUGAUGCCCUUCUUUUGCAGUUGAAGCAGCUGGAGGAAAGGCUUUAGCAUGCAUUGUCAAUGUCAGAGAAGAAGAGCAAAUUGUCGAUGCAGUGGAUCAGGCUGUCCAGAAAUUUGGAGGUAAAUUAAAUUCUGCAGCUUACGUUGAGUGUAAAGGUAAAGGUACCCCUGGCCGUUAGGUCCAGUUGCGAACGACUCUGGGGUUGCGGUUCUCAUCUUGUGCUGUAGGCCGAGGGAGCUGGCGUUUGUCCGCACACAGCUUCCGGGUCAUGUGGCCAGCAUGACUAAGCUGCUUCUGGCGAACCAGAGCAGUGCACAGAAAUGCCGUUUACCUUCCCACCAGAGCGGUACCUAUUUAUCUACUUGCACUUUGAGGUGCUUUCGAACUGCCAGGUGGGCAGCAGCCGGGACCGAACAACAGGGACUCACUCUGUCGUGGGGAUUCAAACCGCCGACCUUCUGAUCGGCAAACCCUAGGCUCUGUGGUUUAGACGACAGCGCCACCCGCGUCCCAUGUUGAGUGUAGUAAUCACUAAUUACACAGUUUAAAAGUCUUUUUUUAAUUCAAUAACAAAACAAUUGUGUUAAAUAAUUAUUUAUUUUGUAAAAGUUUAUAUACCUGCUUGAAUAUUUUUUAAAAACCCCAACCUUCAAAGUGGCUAAUCCUUGUGUAAUAAUUAUCAUGUUGUUUUAAAUGGUUGACUUUUAUGAUGCAUAAAUGUCUUAUUUUAAACAAUCAGGGAUAGAUGUUCUUGUGAACAAUGCAAGUGCUAUCUCUUUAACUGGCACACUGGAUACGCCUACAAAAAAAGUGGACCUAAUGAUGAGUGCCAACACAAGAGGAACCUACCUCACGUAAGUGUUUGUGGAUAACAAAUCUUUAAAAAUAGCUCUGUAUACUCAGUAAUUCUUCGUUCACUGGAUCAAAUUGGAGACAUUAUGGGCAAAAUACAAUCCUGGAUGCUUUAGAGUCUGUUGACCUUUUAGAGAGAAAGAUUCUGAAUUUGAUAAUCGUUAUAAGAAAAAAACGCUCCUUUUCCCUUAUGAAGUACCCAAGAGUCUGUGUAGAGUCCUUAUGUAGGUUUCCUAUCGGUAGGAGAAAAUAACAGAGGCCAACCAGAGAAUAUUGAGAAGCAAAGCAGCUAGUAAGCCUGAUCUUUAUUACCGUAACUGUUGCAACAGGGUGCUCAGAACCACACGCAGGAGGGAGGAGGGACCCAGAACAUUGGUGUGCAAGCUCUUAUAUAGACUUUUGAAAUUGCCCACACUGUAGCCUAAGACCACCCCCCUGAAACAUCAUACAUACAUCACAGAAGGAGGCGGUCUAUAGCCGAAAUCCUGUUUGCCAGGGUAUCUUAUAAUGGUCACUGAUUGCUUUUACUUGGGCAGUCUGGCUACUCUUUUGUGAUGGUAAAUACUCAGAUCCUGAAUCCAGGUCACAGGUUCAUCCUAUUCAUACACAGAUACGCCCUUAAGACAGGAUUUGUGAGCAAAGAGACAAUGGGGAGGUUUUCCCAUUUUGAAACAUUUGAAGUCAAUUUGGGAGAAUCAAAAUGGUUUCAGGACUGAUUUUCUGAACUGUUUUCAGGCAUGUGGUUUAUAUAUUUAUGUAUAUGUUUGCAUGGUACAUUUAUAAACAUUUAUUUUAUAUAUUUGAGACCUUAAAUUCUUAUAACAAAUCCAGCUAAAUUCUGCAUGGGUAAUUAGAAGUUAGAAUGUGGUGACUAGGAACAACAGUACAGUGCUACCUUGGAAGUCAAACGGAAUCCAUUCCAGAAGUCCGUUCAACUUCCAAAACAUUUGGAAACCAAAGCGCGGCCAAUCGGAAGCUGCAGAAGACCUGACGGACGUUCGGGUUCCAAAGAACGUUUGCAAACCAGAACACUCACUUCCAGGGUUGUGACGUUCAGGAACCAAAAUGUUUGACUGGCAAGGCGUUCGACUUCCAAGGUAUGGCUUGUACCUGGUGGUCUUGGAGGCAUUAGGAGUAAAAAGCCUUACCUAUACAAAUUUGUCUAGGGUUGGUGUUUUUUUUUUGGCCAUUUGCUGAAACUCCUCUCAUUUCUCUUUUGUACCCACCAUGAAGUGUAGAAAUUUGCUUGAUUUUUAAAAAAAUAAAAUAAAAUAAAAGGCAGUGAUUACUUUCAAAGGUAUACAGUGGUACCUCGGGUUAAGUACUUAAUUCAUUCCGGAGGUCCGUUCUUAACCUGAAACUGUUCUAAACCUGAAGCACCACUUUAGCUAAUGGGGCCUCCUGCUGUUGCUGCGCCGCCGUAGCAAGAUUUCUGUUCUCAUCCUGAAGCAAAGUUCUUAACCCGAGGUACUAUUUCUGGGUUAGCGGAGUCUGUAACCUGAAGCGUAUGUAACCUGAAGCGUAUGUAACCCGAGGUACCACUGUACUGUGGAAAUUAUCAGUUUCUAGUACAGAGGUCAUACUCCAUGAUUGGGUAAUCGCAGCCCUAGAGAGUCUUAAAUCCUUUGCUUUAAGAACUUAACCUGUAGCAAGGAUAUUUUUCUUAUCUUCUUUGUCUUGCUUCAUUUGUUGAUCUUCCUUCUGCCUUGCUCUUUUACUUGGGCUUCUGCAGAAAACGCAUUCCCAGGCCUGCUGCUGUUCCCUUGGCUCAGCGGGAGCAGCACAGAGGCUUGUGCAGUAAGAGGGGACCUUGCGCAAGUUGAGCCUUCAGCAGCCCCACCCGCUUUCUUUUGAUAACUGCCGUAUAUCCAGUAACACAGGCCUUUCUUAGGCAGUGCUCAGCUGACGGACACAGUUUGGCAACGUAAAACGUUCCUCUUUUUCUUUCGCUUUGCCGAGCUCAGAAUGUUUGCGCGUUAGCAGAUAAGAGAGGAGGAAAAGGGUAUUCAAAGAGUGCUACCGCAGUGGAUAUGAGAGCAGUUAGUGUCUUUGUCCCACCCCCUUAAUUUAAAUGCUCUUUCAUAUGCAAGUUCUUUUUUUAAAAAAUAUUUUUAUUGGUUUUUAACAUACAAAAUUAUAAAACAUACCACACAAUUUAUCACAAAUACAUUCUUAUUGGACUUCCAUCAGCACCUCUGAUAAUCCUCUGUCUUAAUCACUUCUUACGCAUUUCCUAACUUAAUAUUGCCUUUACAUCUCUUAACAUAUCACGUCUCCUUCUCCAUUUUGGCAAUAUUUCUAAUAUUCUUCCUCACAGAACUUCUUGCAAACCUACAAACGUUGUCUGGUCGUCACAAAUACAGUGGUGCCCCGCAAGACGAAUGCCUCGCAAGACGGAAAACCCGCUAGACGAAAGGGUUUUCCGUUUUGGAGGUGCUUCGCAAAACGAAUUUCCUAUGUGCUUGCUUCGCAAGACGAAAAUGUCUUGCGAGUUCCUGCGGGUUUUUCCUUCCCCCCUUUUCCCAAGCCGCUAAACCGCUUAUCAGCUGAUGGCUAAGCCGCUUAUCAGCUGAUCUUUAAGCCGCUUAACAGCUGAUGCUAAGCCGCUUAUCAGCUGAUCUUUAAGCCGCUUAACAGCUGAUGCUAAGCCGCUUAUCAGCUGAUCGUUAAGCCGCUUAUCAGCUGAUCUUUAAGCCGGCUAAGCCGCUAAUACUGUAGCGCUAAGCCGCUAAACCUCUAAUGGGCUUGCUUCGCAAGACAAAAAAACCCGCAAGACGAAGAGACUCGCGGAACGGAUUCUUUUCGUCUUGCGAGGCACCACUGUACUUUUCAAAUAAUCCGUAAAUUUACUCCAGUCCUUGGUAAACUUCUGGUCCCGCUGGUUUCGGAUCCUUCCCGUUAGUUUAUCAAGUUCCGCGUAGUCCAUUAAUUUCAUCCUUCAUUCUUCCAUCGUUGGUAAUUCUUCUUGCUUCCAUUUUUGGGCCAAUAGCAUUCUUGCUGCUGUUACUGCAUAUAGAAAAAGCUUACAUUCCUUUCUAUUUAUAUCGUUUCCAACAAUACCCAAGAGAAAUGCUUCUGGUUUCUUUAUAAAUGUAUAUUUCAACAUUUUUUUCAACUCAUUAUAUAUCAUCUCCCAGAAGCAUUUCACCUUUUUACAUUCCCAUCAUAUGCAAGUUCUCAACAAUCUUGUCACACUCCACAGUGGCCAAGAAGCAGAACCCUGGUGGCACCUGUGCAGAUAGGAUCAGACUGGCUUCUCAAUAGCUGGGGUCGCCAGGGGCAAUGACUACUAGUCACUACCACACAGUGUCCCCAAGUACCCUCUUGUAUACUGUCUUGCAUUUAAAAAAAACCAUGGAUGGUUACUUUUCUUCCCAGGGAGAAAUGACAAAGUGCUCAGUUGGAGACAUAACUGCAGUGAGCAGAGCCCUGCACAAUGAGAAGGCCCUAACAGAGGGGAACAGUGUGUCCAUUUGCGCAUUAUUAUUAUUAUUAUUAAUUUCGCACCAUUGCAAGACCUUCCUCCACAGACACCCAUCUGUCAUGAUGAUGACGGUUUUGCUAGUUGUAUAAUUAGCGUCUUCUUCAGAUCCAACUAGAUAUUUAAUACUGUUCUUGUGGGCCCCACCUUACACUUAUUUACCCUCCCAGUGUCCUUGCUGCUCUUGAGUCUCUCUCUGUGUCUCCUUUGCUCCUGAUCGUAGUUGUGUUUGUUGGGAUGCUUCCAAGGGAACGGGGACAAUUUGCAAACCCCCAGCUGGCUCCAGCCCACCAGCCGGUAGCCUAGUGAUCUCCUGUCCUUGGCUCAGCAUGAAACAGCAACCUGCAGCUUCAGAAGUUGGAGCACACUCUAAUCAGCAGAGUAAAUAACACCACGCAGACAGAAGUGGCAAGAGACGGCCGUGAGAGCAUAUUUACAGGCAGUUUAUUCAGCGUAUAUCAGGACAAAGGAAAAAACAUGUCUUCUCCCUUUCAUGUCCAAGAGCAAGCAGCAAAAGCAAUAGCUAUACACACAAAUGGAAGUUCCCAGCAAGCUGUGCUGGAGUGUAAACAGACAUGUGACAUACAACAAUCCACACAUCUGUUUUAAGGUGGAACGGAACAUCAAUAUCCUAACAGUCUUAUCACUGUGACCAAGUCCAACUGAACUGGGGCAAGCAGCAAAGUUCCCCCUCCUCCUUCACAAGCGCUGGGAUGCUGCUACUGAAAAAGGUGCUCUUUUCUGGAGCAUCAGGUUGGGCUACCAGUUUUGUUAUUGCAGAAGAGGAAAGGCACAGGUAGCCAACGUAUUGCUCUCCAGGUGCUGUACUAUAAUACAAAUCCCAUCAGCCGCAGCCAGCAUGGCGCAUGGUUGGGGAUGAUGGGAGUUGUUGUCCAGAACGUCUGGAGGCCGCCACAUUGACUGUCCCUGGGUAAAGGGGUUAGGAAGCUGUGUCUCUAUUCUUUUUAGCCCUUGGAUGUUAAUGGAGAUUAUACUGCUACUGCCUGGCAUUAUUGACAGUGAGAGGGAACAACAGGUAAAUUCUCAUACCAGGACGUCUAAACAUUUUAGAGGGAACAGCCCUCUUGUCCCAAGGCCUCUGUUGUGGUGCUUGGUCUACUUCCAGGUUAUGCUUCUGGAAACAGGGAUAGAGAACCCCUUUUGGCUUCCUAGGCUAGGUCCUUAUCAGGAUUGACGUUGCAAGCCCAAUUUGGCAGGUGGGUGGGGCACCCACUUGGCAGUCACACAACGCAAUUACGGUGUCACAUGAUUGAAAGAUGGGUGUGGCCACCCACCUGUCUGAAUCCCUUGUGCAGAGAAGCUAAGCGUUCGGUCGAGUGUUCAGUGCCUCCUGUUCAUUUCUGAUCUCUGACAUUUUUAAUACUGUUUUAUGUUCUUAAUGUUAUAUCGGUUUCUAAAUACAUUUCAUCAUUAUCAAUGCAUUGUAAAUUGCUUCUGCAGUGUGCUGCUGGCUUAAUAGCAUUUAUGAACUUGAAAAUACUUGUCUAAGGGUUGUCUGUAAAGGCAUUCCUGUAGCUCCUAUAGAACUACUUUUGUUUGCUCUGCCAUCUGCAGAGAUAAAAAGCAUUUCCACCCUUAUGAAAUUGAAAUUACUGAGAAGUAGGUAGCUGGUUGUGGGGAAAUGUAGCCAUGUAGACACUGUUUGUUUCAUGAGGCGCUAUAUCUGGCAGUUUUAACUGGCAUCCAAAACUGACAUGUUAAAUGGAGAACUUGAUCCAUGAAUUUCAGUAUUCCUUUUGUGAGAAUUUGCUCAGAAAACAGAGCCUUCUCAACCUUCAAACAUUCCAUUGAAGCAGUCCUCAGCAAACUCUUGUGUCUUAUUACUCUUGCCCUAGAGCUGUGCCUUGACACCUUUAAUUAUUAAGAUCACUCGUGGCUUAAAUUCAUUGGUUGACUAGAAAGCCUAGAAGCUCAGGGCAUAUCUUUUACUAACCCUGCUCAGCUUUUUAAUUACGUUUCAUUAAAAUGUGCCUUUAUAGCUGUAAACAUGUAUUUCUUUAAAAGAGAACUUCAUGCAAAAUUCUCCAGGAAAGCAAAUGCCUUUGACAGUAUAACAUGUAGAGGAAUGUUUUGAUGAUAUGCUUCAGAUGUAUUGGGUCCACUGGUUUCUUGGUGGGAGAGACAUUUUUCUCCAUAUAGUGGUACCUCGGGUUAAGUACUUAAUUCAUUCCGGAGGUCCGUACUUAACCUGAAACUGUUCUUAACCUGAAGCACCACUUUAGCUAAUGGGGCCUCCUGCUGCUGCCGUGCCGCCGGAGCCCAAUUUCUGUUCUUAUCCUGAAGCAAAGUUGUUAACCUGAAGCACUAUUUCUGGGUUAGCGGAAUCUGUAACCUGAAGCAUCUGUAACCUGAAGCGUAUGUAACCCAAGGUACCACUGUAUAUUAUUUGCUUAGUAGCAUUAUCUCUGACCAAUACUUGCAGGCAGUUUUGAUAGUUCCAAUUCUUAUUUAUGGGGAAUAUCUUGGGGGGGGGGUUGCUCUUAAUUCUGCAAUACAUUAAAUGAGGAAAAUAGCUAUUUGAGUUAUAGAGAGAAGUGCCUUUCCAAAGAGAGUAAUUUGAUACUGUUUUGAUUGUGGCUGCAUUCGCACAUAACAAUAAGCCAGGACUUCAAGCUUUUUGUGGUUUAUCUGGAAAGAGCAACAUGCUUUGAUGCUCGCUGCCUGGCCACUUCUGCUUUGCAGCUCUCCAGGUGUAAGUGAAGUAAACAAAGCAAGAAACUGUGGCUUUGCAUAAAGUCUGAACCAGAGAUUGUGGCUGGUUGCUCUCUAAGAAGUACGAUCAGCAAACCGAUGGCAAACCAUCUCUUCAAGUUGGGUAGUGAUCAUGUUUGCAUUGUUAGGUAAAGGUAAAGUGAUCCCCUGACCAUCAGGUCCAGUCGUGGCCGACUCUGGGGAUGCGGCGCUCAUCUUGCUUUAUUGGCCAAGGGAGCCAGCGUUUGUCCACAGACAGCUUCUGGGUCAUGUGGCCAGCAUGACUAAGCCGCUUCUGGUGAACCAGAGCAGCGCAUGGAAACGCCAUUUACCUUCCCGCCAGAGCGGUACCUAUUUAUCUACUUGCACUUUGACGUGCUUUCAAACUGCUAGGUGAGCAGGAGCAGGGACCGAGCAACGGGAGCUCACCCGGUUGCGGGGAUUUGAACCACCGACCUUCUGAUCGGCAAGUCCUAGGCUCUGUGGUUUAACCCACAGCGCCACCCACGUCCCUGUUUGCAUUGUUAGGGCACAAUAAACCACAACCAGUGGUUUAGAUGUAGCAUGAGGCUGGUUUGUUGAUCUUGUUCUCACCAAGGGAAGAGUGAAGCUGGAGCAAUCAGACAGCAUGUCACUCACAUACAGUCGUACCUCAGAAGUCAGACAGAAUUCGUUCUGGAAGCCCGUUCGACUUCCCAAAUGUUCAGAAACCAAGGCGUGGCUUCUGAUUGGCUGCAGGAAGCCCCUGCAGCCAAUUGGAAGCCGUGGAACUCAUGUUGGAUGUUCGGGUUCCAAAGAGCAUUCACAAAUCAGAACACUCACUUCGGGGUUUGCGACGUUUGGGAGUCAAAACGUUCGACUCGCAAGGCGUUUCACUUCCGAGGUACGACUGUACUGCUCAUUCCUGACGAACCACAGUAAGAAAGUCUGCCUUAUUCCUACAUGCAAACGUGCUCCAUCAGUUCAAAGCUUCUGAGGUAUCCUGUGUAUGUACAGACUCUGUUCACACAUAGCGCUAAGCCUGCCUAGCAAUAGAAGGCAGGGAUAGAGAUGGGUAAGAAGAGAGAGGGUUGUGAUGAUUCAGUGUUUAUAAAGGGUGGAGAGAGAUUGCGAAGUUGGCACAGGAGAGAAACUGAGAGCUGAGCAAGAACAAAUGAUACCGUUUCCAUACACUCUGUCUGAAAUGCAGGGGGCAAUAGCAAGGGUCCUUUAUUGUAGGGCAGGCAUGGCCAAACUUGGCCCUCCAGCUGUUUUGGGACUACAGUUCCCAUCAUCCCUGACCACUGGUCCUGUUAACUAGGGAUGAUGGGAGUUGUAGUCCCAAAACAGCUGGAGGGCCAAGUUUGGCCAUACCUGUUGUAGGGGAAAACUUGAAAAGGAAGUUGAAUGAGCAGGCCUUUCUGAGCCACAGCAAGGCUUUACUGGACAAGAGGAGGAGGUGUAGAGAUGGGACCCAAUCAGGAGUUCCAAAAGCUCAUCAGAAAGAGUAGCUGCCAGCAGGACUAUUUUUGAAAUCCCACCGAUUUUCCACACACAGACCCGAUCUAAUAACUUAGUAAACAAAGACUCAUAAGAGAGUGGAGUGGUAAUGGAAGGACCAUUUCCAGGUGAACAAAGGGAAGAGAAUUAUCUUGGAAAGGUGUGUGAAUGUGCUUUUCUCCCGUGUUACACUUGGUGCUCAAGAACUUUGUGUUCUCCUUAGCCAGUUGGUAGGUGGCAUAGUGUUGCCUUGUCUUAGGAAGCAGAAAGGAGGAUCAAGCAUUAGUGGGUCCAGAGAGUUUCCUGCCAGCUCCUAGAGCAGGGAUUCCCAAACUCGGGCCUCCAUCUGUCUUUGGACUACAAUUCCCAUCACCCCUGACCACUGGUCUUGCUAGCUAGGGAUUAUGGGAGUUGUAGUCCAAAAAACCCACAUCACAGUUGGAGAUCCAAUUUUGGCAUGGGUUCUUAGAGGAUGGGUCACUUCAGUAGUGGGUCAGUGGGAACUGCAAACAUGUUCUUCCCUAACUUUCUAGACCAUGCCAACAAAAGUUUUCAGACAAAACAGGGACUUUGGGACCCAAAUAGAGUUGCAUUGUCGGAUUUCGUACACUGGUGAUAGGGUUGCAAACUAAUCAAAGGGUAUUGGAAAAAAGAAAGUUGUUGCUGUUAAUGAGGCUGCUGCCCUCCAUUCCAGCCACUGAGUGGCUGUCUUUGGUUUGGCUGUUAAUAUUGGAUGCUGUAGAAAUGAGGACAAGAGUGGGAGUAACUUGAUAGUGGCCAGAAACAAGGAGACCUUGGUGAAGAAGUGACUCAGGAAGUUCUGGCUUGUACCGCUGAUAAAUAAUUUUACAGCUCUUAAGCUAUUGUAGGUGGAGUUAAAACGGUGUUACUGGAAAGGCAGCAACCACUUAUUGCCUCCUAGAGUAAAAUUGAACCAAAUGACAUGGUGCAGCCAGAGAUAUUAUAGAUAUUACCUUCUAAUUUACCAAGUAGGCACUGAAGGUUGGUGUUUCAUCUUCAGUACUAGCUAGUCAUUCAUACCGUAUGUAGUAGUUCAAUACUUUUGUUAAAAUAAUAUUUGAUGGGUUAGGUUUUCUCUCUACAAUUUUUCUUUCUUGUUGUGUAAUUAUGAUUUUCCCCCUUCGAAAGUUGAUAUGACCUUUGCUUGCAAAACAGAAGGCAUGUACCUGUUUCCUGUUAAAGAAAAUAAACACAUUUAAAGUUGUUGGGGUUUCUUUUUGCAAAAAUGGGUCAAAAGCCUCUGACCAGCCCUUGUUUAAUGUCUCCCUCAAGUUGAUUCACACUACCAGCCAUUAACUGGGUUGCAGACAGAUACUUUAUCUCGAUACAUGGCUCAGAAAUGUGUAUGACGCUUCCCCCCCUUUUUUAAAUUACUUUUUUUAAAACCUUAUUUCUAAAGAGAAUUAUUGAGCCCAAAGUUAUGCCCAUUUGAAAUCCCAUCGGGUUUAAUAGCAGAGAGUUUAAACACACCAAACUCUCUUACUAAUAACCUUCAUAGUUAUUGACUUCUGGGUGUUUUAUUUAUUAUUAAUUUAAUUUAAUUUAAUUCAUAAGUGGGAUGGAAACAUAAUAAAAAAUUAUGCCUUCUGUAAGUCCCAGACUGUAUAUAAAAGGGCCAGUUGUGUGUGUGUGUGUGUGUGUGUGUGUGUGUGAGAGAGAGAGAGAGAGAGAGAGAGAGAGAAACACAACAAAAACCAAAAUCUGACCAGAGCUCAUGAUAUAAGUACAAGCAAAUCUGACUCUAUUCCCUUGUGUUUAUUUGCUUCUCCAGAUCUAAAAUAUGUCUCCCUUAUUUGAAAAAGAGUAAGAUUGGCCAUAUCCUCAAUAUCAGCCCACCGAUUAACCUAAACCCUAUCUGGUUCAAAAAUCACUGUGGUAAGUAUAGUUUUAAAUGCUCAUUUAUAUUGAAAUUCUUCCAAACUCAAGGAAGUGUAAAGGCUGUCUCUCUUCUACCCCUUCUUUUCCUCUACAAUGGUACCUUGGUUCUCAAACGUAAUCCGUUCCGGAAGUCCAUUCCAAAACCAAAGCAUUCCAAAACCAAGGUGUGCUUUCCCAUAGAAAGUAAUGCAAAAUGGAUUAACCCGUUCCAGACUUUUAAAAACAACCCCUAAAAUAGCAAUUUAACAUUAAUUUUACUAUCCAACGAGACCAUCGAUCCAUAAAAUGAAAGCAAUAAACAAUGUACUGCAGUCACACAAUCAAUCAGUAGCGGAACUGGGUUCCACACAGCCACAAAAACAAAACAAGAAAGCUGCAGAAACGCAAAAUAAAUAGCAAAAACAGACAGACCUCAGCGUAACACUCAAAACGGAAGUGUGGCACUCAAAACGGAGCAUGUUCAGCUUCCGAAAAAGGUUUGCAAACCAGAACGCUUACUUCCGGGUUUGCAGUGUUUGGGUUCCAAGGUGUUUGAGUGCCAAGGUGUUUGAGAACCAAGGUAACACUGUACUUGCAUCCUGAAAGUUUGUGGGGAAAUAUUCUUUAAAUUGUUGCACCUUGUGUUCACAUCAGUAGCUUCUCUACUUAAUUCCCAAAUAGUCCUUAAAAAGGUAAAGGGACCCCUGACCAUUAGGUCCAGUCGUGGCUGACUCUGGGGUUGCGGCGCUCAUCUUGCUUUAUUGGCUGAGGGAGCCAGCGCACAGCUUCCAGGUCGUGGCCAGCAUGACUAAGCCGCUUCUGGCGACCCAGAGCAGCACACGGAAACGCCUUUUACCUUCCCGCCAGAGCGGUACCUAUUUAUCUACUUGCACUUUGUGCUUUCGAACAGCUAGGUUGGCAGAAGCAGGGACUGAGCAACGGGUGCUCACCCCGUCGCAGGGAUUCAAACCGCCGACCUUCUGAUCGGCAAGUCCUAGGCUCUGUGGUUUAACCCACAGCGCCACCUGCGUCCAGUUCUAAUAUAGUGACACCUUGCAUUCCUUUUUUGGACUGAGCUGGAGAAACAUGUCCCCCCCACCCAGGGAGAAACACAAGGCAUGCAGUGCCACAGAAGGUGCGUCCCAUUAACUGCAUGCCGUUCCGCAGAAAUAAUUCCUAGGUCAUGGCUGGAUGUCAAGGGCAAGCUUUAUUUCUCAAUCAGGUGCUCAUGUGCAACAGGAAUGGCGAACCGGUGGCCCUUGGCACUCAAGUGGUUCCUGUGUUUAUUUUUAAAUUUUAAUCUGAUUUAAGCCACUUCAGAAAGCAGUUUCUCAGCUCCUUCACUAUAGGAGGGCUGUUGCUAUCAAUACAUGAAAAGAGGUCGAAAUGUGAGAUAAGGGAUGGGGGGAGGAGGAGAGGAGAUGCAUUAGAUACAAAGGUAGGAAAGAGAUACUCGUUGGGGUGAGGGAGACGAAGGAAGCUAUCUGACUUGUUUGUCCAUUUCAUCUAGUAAUGUCAGUUUUAACUGGCGGCAGCUUCCUUAGGUCUUGGGCAGAUAAUCUCUCUCUUCUACCGUUAUAAGAAAAAAACUGCUCCCUUUCCCUUAUGGGGUAUUCCGACGCCUGUAUAGAGUCCUUAAACGGUUUCCCUAUCGGUAGAAGAAAACAGAGGCCAACCACAGUAUAUUGAGAAGCAAAGCGGCUUGGCUAGUUUCCUGAUCUUUACUAAAGGAAAUUAACUGUUGCAACAGGGUCCCCACUCACCACACACAGGAGGGAGGAGAACUCUGAACAACGGUGUGCAAGCCCUUAUAUAGAAUUUUGAAAUUGCCCACCAUGUAGCCCAAGACCACCCCCCUGAAACAUCAUACAUACAUCACAGAAGGAGGUGGUCUACAGCAGAGGAGGCAGCCUACAGCAGAAAUCCUGUCUGCCAGGAUAAUGGUCACUGAUUGCAUUACCUGGGCAGUCUGGCCAUUCUUUUGUGAUGGUUAAUACUUUAGUUCCAGAAUCCAGGUCACAGGCUCACCCUAUUCAUACACAAAAAUGCCCUGAAGACAGGAUUUGCAAGCAAAAAGUCAAUGGGAAGGCUUUCUCCAUUUGCCUCCCUUACUUCAGAGGAAUAUUUGAGGUCAUCGGGAAGAGUCAAAAUGGCUCCAGGAUUGCUCUCCCAUACUAUUUCAGACACAUGGUUCAUAUAUUUAGAUAUGUGCGCAUUUAUGAAUAUUUAUUCUGUAUUUGGGACCUUAAAAUUCUUAUAACAACCUGCUGCCUGAUUCUUUUAAAUAAGAGCCUUCUGCAUGCGAAAAAUGCAAUAUUCUGCUAAGCUACAGCCCCUUCUCCCUCGUUGUACAUCAAGCCCAGAUAUUAGCGACAAUCUUCUAACACCACUUACAAAACCAGGGUUUCCGUGAUGUUCUUUGAUGCAAGGUGUCCCAUUGUCCUUUUCACACAAUGCAUUGUCGGACUAUGAGAUAAUUGAUCUGUUUACAACAUUCAGAUUGUGAAACUGUUUGGAAAAACAACCGUAAUUUAGAUAAGAACAUAAUGGAAACCUUGCUCUACAUCAGCAUUCUGAUUCCCCUAAUAGCCAACCAAAUGCCUGUCUCUUUCUUGGCAAUCCUCUAUCCAGCUAUAAGAGUUUUCCUCUGAAAUAUGAACAAUUCGUACUGCAUAUAGGAGGAAACAUUUUUUUAUGUCUAAAUCUAGUUUUCCAUCUUAUUCUAGCUUACACAAUUUCUAAAUAUGGAAUGUCCAUGUGUGUGCUGGGAAUGGCAGAAGAAUUUAGAGGAGAAGUUGCAGUCAAUGCAUUAUGGCCUCAAACAGGUUUAUAUAUCUUUUAAAAAUAUAUAAUGUUUUUGAUGGGUUGACUGAGCUUAAUUCUUGUUUCAAUGUGUUCAGAGAAUAUGAUGUCUUGCAUUUGUCUAAAGUGUAUACACAGUUUCCCUUCAAUAUUCGAGACUUCUGAAGCAUAUGUAUUAUUACUAUUAUUGUUAUUGUUAUUAUCAUUUACAUUGUUUUUGACAGUGUUUUUCCAACAGUGAGUCUGCCCCUGCACCGCCAUUUUGUGACAGGUGGGACUUAGUAAUUUUCAACCCUCCCAGCUGGGUUCUGGGGUUAAAAAGUUUGAGAACCGCUGUUCUGGCUUGAUCUGCUCUCAUCUGAUACUGGAAAGCUGACGCACUGAAAUUAACCUUUUUCAAAAUAGUUAUUUAUUUGAGAUGCAACCCAAUUCUAUGCCUGUUUACUUGGGAACAUAUUCCAUCGACUCCAGUGGAACCUACUUGUGAGCAUUAAACGCCUGUUUGCAGAUAGUAAACUCGGUGCUUUACAGCAGAAUGCAGCCAGACAACUGUGGUUGGAAUAGUAACAUCAAAGGUUUUAUUUAUAAAGCAAAUAACAAAACAACAAGACGACUCUCACAUCCAUCUUCUUGAGCAGAGAGAGGGAGGAGACUUUUAAAUAGUUCCCAUACUCAUACAUCAAUUAAGUAAUUAAAGGCAACCCACAACAUUAUGCAAUGUGAGAAUGAGACAAUACAAUACUAACACUACUCUCAAGUAAGUGCAUAUAGGACCAAAGCCUUAGGUUAACAGUAUAUGCACAGUAAAAGGUAAAAAGGUAAAGGACCCCUGGAUGGUUAAGUCCAGUCAAAGGCAACUAUGGGGUUGCGGCGCUCAUCUCGCUUUAGGCCAAGGGAGCCAGUGUUUUGUCUACAGACAGCUUUCCAGGUCAUGUGGCCAGCAGAACUAAACUGAUUCUGGCGCAGCGGAACACCGUGAUGGAAACCAGAGCGCACAGAAAUGCCGUUUACCUUCCCGCCACAGCGGUACCUGUUUAUCUACUUGCACUGGUGUGCUUUCAAACUGCUAGGUUGGCAGGAGCUGGGACAGAGCAACGGGAGCUCACUCCGUUGCGGGGAUUUGAACCGCCGACCUCUCGGCAUACCCAAGAGGCUCAGUGGUUUAGACCACAGCGCCAUCUGCGUCCCCUAUAUGCACAGUAUACCCAUUUGGUAAGGAGUUCAUCUUUUUUGCUUAACAGAUGUACUUUACCACUCCAUCAUAUCUGAAUCUAAUUUUGUUAACUAUAUUGUGAAAAACCUAAGAAGUUGUAUUAUUACAGAACCAGAAGAGCAGAUCUGAGUUUGUGUUACUACUCUUAACUAGCCCGUUAUUUUAACACUUAACUGGGGAAAUUUACACAUCUGCCAUCAGGAUGAGGUGGUGAGGGACCAAAGCAGUCACAGGAAGAUUACCUUUCCUUAUAAUUUCCCUGGGGUGACAUUUUUGUGUGAAUAUAAUGUCCCUGUGUUCAGCAGAGAGCGCUUGCAUAAUUCUUAUGUAAAUUCAGACAGAAGUCUGCUAUGGGUGGUGUGGGGAUAGUUUUUAUACUUGAUAUUCUCAGAAAUUCAUAUUUUGCUGCAUAGUUUCAGUUUGCUCAUACCAUGAAAACCUAAUCUGCAGCCCAGUUAAUACAUAUGUAAAGAGAACGGGCUGUGUGUGCUGAUUCACGCCUAAUGCUGAACCAAACUAUGGCUUAGUGAGAACAAGCACUGUAAGCUUUUGAGUAAAAAGGUAAAGGUAAAGGGACCCCUGACCAUUAGGUCCAGUCCUGAAUGACUCUGGGGUUGCGGUGCUCAUCUCGCUUUAUUGGCCGAAAGAGCUGGCGUACAGCUUCCGGGUCAUGUGGCCAGCAUGACUAACCAGAGCAGUGCACGGAAAUGCCGUUUACCUUACCGCCGGAGCGGUACCUAUUUUAUCUACUUGCACUUUGACGUUCUUUCGAACUGCUAGGUUGGCAGGAGCAGGGACCAAGCAAUGGGAGCUCAUCCCGUCGCAGGGAUUUGAACCGCCGACCUUCUGAUCGGCAAGUCCUAGGCUCUGUGGUUUAACCCACAGCGCCACUCGUGUCCCAAGGUUUUGAGUGAAAAUAGUGCCUGCCAUGUGUCUGCAUUUGCACAUGGCUUGGCUCCAGGUAGUGCCACUAGCAGCCGUAUCAGAGGAGGAGUGAAGCAACCACAAUAUUGGCUCUCUGUACCUGAACACCUGCUGGUUCUUGUUAAGUAGUUGUUUGGCUUAGCAUUAUGUGUGAACAAGGUCAGAGAGAGAGAAUGUGACGAUUCCAUGGAAUAUUAAACAUUUCUGGCCCAUUAGCUGCAAUGGCUAGACUUCAAGAUUUUAUAAACUUUAAAUCUUUACCGAUCCUUCCACCACCUCAGAUAUCUAAAGCAUGGGUAGGCAAGCUAAGGCCCGGAGGCCAGAUCCGGCCCAAUCGCCUUCGACCUGUGGACAGUCUGGGAAUCAGCAUGUUUUUACAUGAGUAGAAUGUGUCCUUUUAUUUAAAAUGCAUCUCUGGGUUAUUUGUGGGGCAUAGGAAUUCGUUCAUAUUUUUUUCUUCAAAAUAUAGUCCGGCCCCCCACAAAGUCUGAGGGACAGUGGACCGGCCCCCUGCUGAAAAAGUUUGCUGACCCCUGAUCUAAAGGCUGUUGGUAGACAGUGCUAUAGAUCAGUGGGUGGCUCGGUUUGGGGGUGGCUUGUGGGCCGGUUAAACGGCCUCCGUGGGCCUCUUCCGGCCCAUGGGCCUUUGGUUACCAACCCCUGGUCUAGAACCAUACACUUGGAAGGGUCCAUAUAGGCCAUCUAGUUCACCCCUUGCAUUCUGCAGUAAAAUAACUGCUAACUUAUCCCUUCUCUCCUGUGUGUGUGUCUAUAGCUAUAUAUACCUCUGCAAUGGAUAUGCUGGGAGGAGCUGGUGUAGAGAAACAGUGCAGGAAAACAGAUAUACUUGCAGAUGCCGCAUACUGCAUUUUAACAAAGCCCAAAACUUUCACCGGAAACUUCGUCAUUGAUGAAACUUUAUUGAGAGAAGAAGGAAUUCAGAAUUUUGAUGUAUAUGCGGUUGCCCCAGGUAAUCUAGAUUUAUUUUCUUGCAUAUUGCGUUCGUAUUUGCCGGUUUACAAAUAUAUAGCCGUAAACCAUGUAUUUUGUGCUUGCAAUACCAUGAGUGUCUUCCCAGGUGUCCCAUUUAUGACCCAAUAAGUGUACUCUGGUGUCUUAUGUAUAAUGUAAAGUCCUAAGUCUGUCUUCAUGUUUGUGCUUCAGUUGUGCUAGGAAACAUCAAUAGCUAAGAUGUGGAGAUGUCUCUCAUUUACAUCUAUUUAACUGCAUAGCGUUAUUAUGCUAUACAAAACAUGGACUUUUUCAUUUAUUGUUUCACUCUAUUUUUAGGUCAUCCUUUGCUACCAGACUUCUUUUUAGAUGUGGAUCCCGAAACACUAGCAAUGAAAAUGGAAGCACAAGGUAAGCACGUAAUUCCUUCCACCCCACCCAGAUGUUGUUGGGCCUAAAAUCAGAGGUCAGAACUUAGCCUCUUACACUCCACCUGAACAGUUUUCCUGGCUGCAGACCUUUCUGUGCCAAGCAAAUAGAACAGAAGUGCCCAUUGUUAAUUGACAGGGCUUCACGAAUCACAGAUGUUGUAUAUUUCACUCAUAUUGUGUAACGAGAAUUGCAGCAACAGCUCUACAUAAAAAAUACAGAUGCCAAUUUUAAAAAAUCCAUACUUUUAUAACAGUUUUCUUUCAUUUCAAGUUUGCAAAUGUUCCCCUUCCCCAGUAGACUUUUCUGUUUGUUUGUUUUAAUUCCAAGGCACAUGACAGCCCUACAAAGAGGCUGGGAGGUCAUAUUUAACUAGACAUUUCCAAACUUACUUAUCUAACAUUCUCUGUGAUUAUGGAAAUAUAAUAAUAAUAAUAAAUAAUAAAAUUUUAUUUAUAUCCCACCCUCCCCAGCCGAAGCCAGGCUCAGAGCGGCUAACAACAGUAAAAAAAUAACACAGUUUACAUAAAAUCAUAAUCAUUUAAUUGAAAUACAUUCUAAAAUCUAUUCAGAGUCAAAUUAAUGGAAACCAUUGGGCUAGAGUUCUGUGAGGCUUACAAAAGGAGGAGGUCAGACUGUGCUUCAGCCAAAGGCCUGGUGGAACAGUUCUGUCUUGCAGGCCCUGUGGAAAGAUGUUAAGUCCCACAGGGCCCUAGUCUCUUGUGACAGAGCAUUCCACCAAAUUGGGGCCAUGGCCUGGGAUCUCCAAGGUGUUUUUAUUUGAAGACUGUAAGGUCCUCCGUGGGACAUACCAGGAGAGGCGGUCCCGUAGAUACGAGGGUCCUAGGCCGUAUAGGGCUUUAAAGGUUAAAACCAGCACCUUGAACCUGAUCCUGUACUCCAUCAAGAGCCAGUGAAGCUGGUAUAGCACCUGGUGAAUGUUAAAUGUCUCUUCUCUUGAAUUCCAUCACAUUCAAACAUAAUAAUAGUAGUGAUAAUGAUAAUAAUAAUAAUAAUAAUUUAUUAUUUAUACUCCGGCCAUCUGGCUGGGCUUCCCCAGCCACUCUGGGCGGCUUCCAAAAAAAUAUUAAAAUACUGCAAUACAUCAAACACUAAAAGCUUCCCUAAACAGGGCUGCCUUCAGAUGUCUUCUAAAAGUCUGGUAGUUGUUGUUCUCUUUGACAUCUGGUGGGAGGGCGUUCCACAGGGAAGGUGCCACUACCGAGAAGGCCCUCUGGCUAGUUCCCUGUAACUUGGCUUCUCGCAGUGAGGGAACCGCCAGAAGGCCCUCGGUGCUGGACCUCAGUGUCCGGGUAGAACGAUGGAGGUGGAGACGCUCCUUCAGAUAUACUGGACUGAGGCCGUUUAGGGCUUUAAAGGUCAGCACCAACACUUUGAAUUGUGCUUGGAAACGUACUGGGAGCCAAUGUAGAUCUUUCAAGAUUGGUGUUAUAUGGUCUCGGCGGCCGCUCCCAGUCACCAGUCUGGCUCACUGGGAAAGGCUCCAAGGGAAAGGCUCACUGAUUGGUCAUUUUUGCUGUGGAUUGAACGUGAGACCUGCAUAAAAAACAUGUCCCCUACCCCCGAGCUAUGACUCCUUGCUCCAGUAUUUUCCCUGCUUUAGUGCUCAGGACCGCCAACCUUUUUCUCCUUGUUUGGUAUGAGUUCCUGAGUGCACACUAUUGUAACUGUUGACUCUGUUGGUCAAUGUUGGUCCUACAGGAGCUACUCCAACCUUCAGAGAAGGGAAAAAACAAGACCUUCCCAAGCAUGAAGGUCCUGACAAAACUAAACCUGAAGGUCCUGACAGAGGAAAGCUUCACGUGCAUUUUGCUGCUGAAAAAUCAGGGGGGCCUGUAGCAGAAACUUUUAAAAUUAUAAAAGCUGCGAUCAGUGACGAAGUUGUAAAGUCAACCCAAGGAAUUUAUCGGUUUGAAUUAUCUGGUAAGAAUCUUUAUAUCUGUUUAAGAGUUACUGAAAUUAUGUUGGGCGGGCCUAGGAUCACGGCUAAGGCAAGAGGCCUGCAUUCAAUAGUACCAGCACAUGUACUUUGCAGAAAAGAUGCCAAAACACCUUUAUAGUGGUGGCAGUUUUCAAAUAAUUCACACUCAGUGCUGUCUGAAAUAUUUUGAAAAGACAAAUAUGGCAAUCUACUUAACACACACACAUGGGUAUGUUUUAUUUGUGAAUGUUCACAUGGACACACAGAGAAGAGGUUGGGCAUCUACAUAAAAAGCAGGGAUGUGGUUGUUACAACAAAACAGCAAUUACACCAAAAUUGAGCGAAAGUCAUUUGUGAUGAAUGGGACAAAAGUUUUGUUUACUACCAGAUGUGCUACUGUUCUUGAUGGUACCAGUCAAUCUCUUUCUCUAGUGGUUAGAAUAAGCUGGGUUGGCAGUGGAAGUUAUAGGGGAGCAUAGUGCCAUUAUUAAGGGAAAGAAAUGUCAUUACAGUGGAACCUCGGGUUACAUACCGUCCUCCUUACGAACGCUUAGGGUAACGAGCUCCGUUAACCCGGAAGUAGAUGCUCCUGGUAGCGAACUUUGCCCUGGGAUGCGAGUGGAAGUUGCGUGCUGGCGGCGCAGCGGCAGCAGGAGGCCCCAUUAGCGAAAGUGCGCCUCAGGUUAAGAAUGGUUUUGGGUUAAGAACGGACCUCUGGAAUGAAUUAAGUUCGUAACCGGAGAUACCACUGUAAAAGAUUAUAAUGAAACUGAUUUUAAACUUCAAAGGGUGGUAUCCAACAUUAGUCAUACUCUGGGAAGACCCACUGAAAUCACUGGACUUCCAGUUAUUAAUUUCAGUGGAUCAUUAACUCUUGGAAAGACUUAAUUGGCUGUUGCUCCUUAUCUGACAUUUGUUCAGCUUAGAAAUGAAUGUAUCUAAUUUUACGUGGCAUAAUUUUGGCAUUACUCUUGUGUUAGGUGAAGGAGGAGGAACAUGGUAUAUUGAUCUUAAGAACAAAGGUGGCAGUGUAGGAAGCGGAGAACCACCAGGAAAAGUUGAUGUGGUUAUGAGCAUGUCCAGCACUGACUUCGUAAAAAUGUUUUCAGGUAGGUAUUGGGAACAACUGUCCUUUCAUUUAGUCAAAUGUAUUCAUGCUCAGCUAUUCCAUUGGACUUUUGCUAAUCUUAAAUGUGUCUGCUCGUAGAGCUGCUUGCAUUUGAUAAAUUUUCAGGAGCGUGUAGAAUUAUGUAUUUCAUUCCAGUUUCUUUAUUCUACCCUUUGAGAAGAAACUGCUAGCAAAGUCUCCUAUACGUCCAGGACCUUCUUUUCUGCUUGUAGAUAGGAUGCCAUUUACGGGAAGUGUUAGAAGUGAGCUAGCAGAGAAGAGUGUUGGUGGAAAUAUUCCACAUUUGGGAUGCCAACAAGUCCUUCACCAUUUCACCACCACCAUUUUACAACAAACCUGCUCCCCCCAUGUAAAGUUAGCAAGUGGUAGGAUGAUGCAGAUCAUCAGGGCUGGUGCAAUUUAAUCAAAUGCAUGUUUACUAAGUUUCACUGAGCUGACAGGAGCUUCCUCACAUGUAAAAGUGCACAAGAAUCCAUGAGGUGUGGGGAGGUCUAUGCGGCACAGAAAGCGGCAAGACUGCGAUCUACUCGAUCUACUUAAAAACUGGCAGUGGGGGGUUCAAGUUAAAGCAGGAAAGCCCCGAUUUUGGGGGGUGGGGUGCAGAGCCUCUUAUUGGGGGGGCCUGUUGGACAAUGUGUGACUGUCAUACAGGCAUGAUCUUGCUUCCUCACCACACAUGUGACCCUAUAGUUACUCACCUGGAAUGAUAAUACAGGCAACUUCCUGUUUGCACGGGGGUUACGUUCCGGGUCAUUGUGCACUUGCGUGAAAUCGGAAACCCAUUGAAAAAGUUCUGUUCCACCCCGCCCCCAUUCCGUCCUCUUAGUGACAUUUCAGUGAUGUCUUUCUUAAAAAAUAAUUAUUUUUAUUAAGUUUUCUGCUGUUUAACAUAUAUAAUAAUUCUCUCUCUCUCUCUUUUUGUUUCACUCCCCACCUCAUUUUCCAUGGUGGUUUUAUUCCUCUCCUUCUGUUGCACCCUACCUUCUAUCACUUAUACCAUAACAACAAUAAUAUAUUCUCUCAUUUCUUCUGUUGCUCAUAAUUCAAAUCCGGCUCGUGAAUUCAUCGUACAGUACCAUUUCCUUAAGUAGUCCGAGAAAGGCUUCCAUUCCUCCACAAACCAGUCAUCGUUAGGUUCUCUUGUUUUAGCUGUUAACUUUGCCAUUUCAGUAUAGUCCUUUUUAAAAAACAAAACUUUAUUAAAACGUUUCAGUGACGUCGUUAUGACGUUUCUGGGUCACUUCCGGGUUCAGCGCUGUGCACAAUUGCAAACAUAUCGGUCAUGCCUUAAAUAAGUUACCUGUAAUGCCGUCCUUUUUUUAUGAAAACAGGAGGUGGCAACAUCACAUUUAAAGCUACCCAUGUCAUUGUUGGUCUUAAAGUAGAGAGGUUGCUUAAAUGAAAAACAUGACAGAAGCACUGCAGUUUGCAACUUUUUGUGGUGCCUUAAACCAUUUUUUUUUCUCUUUUCAGGCAAACUAAAGCCAACCCUGGCUUUCAUGUCUGGGAAGCUGGCAAUUAAGGGUGACAUGGCCUUAGCAAUCAAGUUGGAAAGACUGAUGGGUCAGUUUAAUGCCAAACUGUGACGGUUUAUGGUGUCGCGUUGAACUUUCAAUAAAUAUUCAGUUACCUUGCUGUUUCAAGAUAACUAAUCCUUGCUCUUGUUUAAAAUACUCUCAAUCUAUAACUUCCUGAAUAUAUGACGUUUUGUAGGAAUAACUGCACCAAUUUUUAACUUCGUUUACUUGGAAUGAAAAUCCUAGUGAUUAAAGUGAGAUGUAUUUCGUAAGAAGUGCAUCUAGAUUAGCGUGGAACAUGUCUUUUUUCAAAGAAUCAAUUCACCAUAAAUUUGCAGAAGGACAUUUACUCCUUUUGGUGGCACUGUGAACCCCCAUAUUGGCUUAGAUCAUGUUGGCAUUUUCCUUUUCUGAGGUAUCCAUGUUCCAAACUUUCAAAGGUUUGGGUUCCCUUAAAACCCAUGCACCAGUGAAUACAACAAGUAAAUUGCACUGAUUUGGGGUGCCUAUGAGUUAGGCCUUCAUUCCCCAAAAGGAAAACUUGAUCCUACAUCCUGUUACUUUUUGAAACCCAAAGAAUAGCCCAUAGAAUCAUUUGGUAAGAAAGCUCAUUGACUUAAGCAGAGGACACCAGGCUAGAAUUGCCCAUUAAAUUACCAUAUUUUUCCGUCUAUAAGAUGCCCCCAUGUAUAAGGUGCCCCCUAUUUUGGGGGACUUAGAUUUAAGACAAUGGGGGGAGAUGGCCCCAUGUAUAAGACUCCGCCUAAUUUUUGACAUUAUUUUUUAGGGGGAAAACCAAGUCUUAUACACGGAAAAAUACGGUACCUCAAAUACACGUCUGUUUUUUUCUUUGUCAGUACUGACAUUUUGAUUUAUAUGGUUUAUUUUUAAUAUUAUUUUUUUUAAAAAGAUUUGGGUUUCAGUUACAUAAUUACUUUUUCCUUAGAAUUUUUAGACGGAGAUCAGUGAUCAAAGAUUUUUAUUUUUUAAAAGGGGGCAGAUAUAUGUGCCUUGCAACAGAAUCCUAACUAUGUCUACUCGAAAGUGCCUAUAAUAUUACCUCAGAGAAUAGUAUUUUGGAAUGAAAUAUUUUUUAAUACAUUUGCUCCUGUGAAAAACUGAUCCUGCCAAACUGUAUUUAGAGAGAGAAUUGAAAUAAAAUGUAUCUUUUUGUGUGGCAA
Molecule: messenger RNA, 27897 nt
Organism: Podarcis lilfordi (Lilford's wall lizard)
Lineage: Eukaryota; Metazoa; Chordata; Lepidosauria; Squamata; Lacertidae
Source: the annotation of a GenBank genome assembly